AUGACUGAACCAAUCCAAAAUGAAGUGAAUACCACAAUUGAAUUCAAUACAUCUGACCACAGUAAUGACGAUUUGAACACGGCGGAUGACGAGAGGAACUUUGAAGAAAAGGGUUUGAAUGUUCUCCCAGGAAUUGUGGAACCAAAUAUGGCUUAUAGCCUCCAAACUGCAGAGGGCGACUUAAAAGCUAAACCUAAUGAUCCUUUAGUGUCGACGCACAAUGACGAUGUUUUGGUUCCACCAUUGGAGGAGGCAAGCACUGAUCGCAGUAAAGAGAAUGUGAGUACUCCCUUAUCCGUAGGGGAAAACAGGACCGCUUCGUAUUCAGAGGAAAAAGAAGAUAUAAUCAAGGAGUACCACAGUCAUAACGAAAGUUCUAGUCGGGGAGUGCAAAUGUCUGCUGAAAGCGGAAUACACAGCACGACUGAGCCAAUUAUCAAUGAAUUAGCAAGUAUUGAUGAACCCGUCACACCCAAGAAGUUAUACUCAUCUUGUGAGGAUGGCUCUGGAAUGCAAUCCGAUCAAAAUACGACUGUAGAAGUGCACGCGGCAGAGGACGAUAAGCGAAUGGAUCCUGUAAGAGAGGUCACAGAGCCUGUUGAAAUGACAACCAGUGCGUCUACUGGAUUAUCCAAUGAGGGCCGCCAACUUGAGGAGGAGACGGCUAAGGUAGAAGAUGCAAUCCAUAGUUUAAAUGCACCUCCUCUUCCCUUGAGAAGUCACCUAGCAACUGAAUUGGCUAUUGAAACGCCUUCUCGAGCACCAGAGAAUGAAAUAGAACCUAGCCCAGCUAAUUCACAAUCCCCGGUAUCGCCUACGCUACCCCCUCGAAAUCUUAAUAAGCGCAAGCAAUAUGCGGUACCACCUCCUUUUGCAGAAGAAAUGAGAUCACAAAAAUUUAGACAAAAUUUGGCGAUGACGACAGGGGCUCCUCCUGUUCCCCCACGAUCAAAAGGCGCUGCAAAAGCUAAUAGACUAGCUUCUGCUGCUGAAAUCAAUCUGAUCGCUAACAGAUUGCGUCAAACAAGUCAUCACUAUCAAAGGGAGGAUGAUGUUUCGAGAGAAUAUUUAGAUAAGGGUAAGGAUAUGCUUAAGAGUUCCUUUUCAACUUUUCUCGAAAGUCUGCCAUCCACUCCUACAAUGACAGAGCAACCAUUUACCAAGGAGGAAGAAAGAGGCCACAUUGAGGAUAAUGACAAACAUGUUGUGAUAGAUUGGGAAUUUUGGACUCGUGUAGUGAAUGAUUUUCAAUCAGUUGCCAGUGAGCCUGAAACAUUAGAAGAGAAAAUUACCGACGGUAUUCCAUCACAGAUUCGUGGUAUCAUUUGGCAAUUGGUUGCUAACUCCAAAUCAAAAGAGUUCGAGGAUAUAUAUGAGACCCUUUCUAAUACAAAAUCACCCCACGAAGCCAGUAUCCGUAGAGAUUUAAGGAGGACCAAAUUCCUUCCAGAAGAUAAAGUAGAGUGUCUCCUGAGAAUUUUAACAGUGUAUUCAAUUUAUGAUCCCGAUGUCGGAUACACUCAAGGGAUGGCGUUCAUUGCCACACCGCUGAUACUCAACUGCAAGACUUCGGCUGAGGCACUCGGAUUACUUAUCAGGCUAAUGAAGUUUUAUGGUUUGAGAGACCUGUUUUUACCCGAUAUGCCAGGUUUAAUGAUUCUGUUAUAUCAAUUUGACAGAUUGCUUGAAGAAAAUUCUCCUCAAUUGUACAACCAUUUAGCGAGACAAGGUGUACGCUCAUCUAUGUAUGCGACACAGUGGUUUUUGACUUUCUUUGCUUAUAAGUUUCCGCUUGGUUUUGUGCUACGUAUUUUUGAUAUUGUCCUUAUAGAGGGCAUCGAAUCGAUAUUGAGAUUUGCAGUCAAUUUGAUGUUAAAGAAUUCAGAAGCUUUGCUGGCUCUCAGUUUCGAUAGAUUACUCGACUAUUUGAAGAACGAACUCUUCAAUUAUUACUUGAAGGAAUCGAUUGAAUCAAGGAAUCAUGGGACUCUUUCUCGUGAGGGAAUGGCAGGCAGUGAUGAUAGCGAUACUGGUUCUGUGUUAAAGAGAGAAAUAACAUCUGUCAGUCAAACACAAUUGACUAAUACUGGAUCCAUUGCUAUCACGGAUGAUGAUUAUGACAUUGAACUGUUUGUGCAUGAGGCAAUGCACGAUGUUCAUGUUACACCAAUUAGUUUGAAAAGAUACGCAGCAGAAUACGACGAAAUCCAUCAAAUCGAGCAACAGAAGGAGGCUCAAUAUGAAUCGAUCAAGAUAAAAAAUAAACAAUUACAAAUGGAAGUUCGCAAGUUGGAGCAUGAUUAUACGUUGCUCAACAAAGAGCAUGUAGAGAUUGCAAAUGAACUGAUCAAAAACAGAUUGAAAAUCGAGACAUUGCUGGACGAAAACAGUGAUCAAAAGCUAAUUAUCUUAGAACUCAAGAAACAGCUCGAGGAGGAAAUGCGUAGGCAGGCUCUACCUAAUCCGGAUGCAGACAUACCUAGUGAUAUACGGGAAGAUUUGGACCGAACUAUUAGACGUAAUGCAGAAGUUAUGAGUGAAAAUGCAAAAUUGCAGGAUAAGAUAUCAGAACAAGAAAGAAUUAUUUCUGAGCUUAAAAUUGCUAAUCAUGGCGAAUCACGAAUACCAUUACUGGACUCCAAACCUCCAUUGGCGAAUAGUUGGUCUGGUUUCAAAAAAGUUUUUAAGUAG
Molecule: messenger RNA, 2691 nt
Organism: Zygotorulaspora mrakii
Lineage: Eukaryota; Fungi; Ascomycota; Saccharomycetes; Saccharomycetales; Saccharomycetaceae
Exons: 1
Coding region: 1-2691 (896 amino acids)
Source: RefSeq, a predicted model, not a curated record